AUGGCCGCAACUUGCGAACCCGACACUUCCUACACGAGCUCACCCGAUUUUCUAGCCCUAACCUGUCACAUUCUGACUGGCAUCUCGGUUCCGAUUCACAUUUUCGGCGGAUGGAUGAUCGUCACGCAGUCUCCGUCGACCAUGAAAACUAUGAAAUGGAGCAUGUUGAACUCACACUUCUGGAGCUCAUUUCUGGAUCUUGCACUCACUUUUCUGUUCAUUCCUUACGUAUUCGCACCCACACUUUCUGGAUAUCCGCUCGGCGUGAUCAGCAUCACGGGACUCAGCACCAUGCUGCAAACUCAGUCGUGUUGCACUUUGUUCGGCUGUGAGUUUUACGUCCUUCUCAUUCGUCAACUCAUUUUUUAUUCAUUCACUUCAUUUCAGUUACAGUCUCCGCUCUUGUUCAAGUCUACGAGAAUCGAUACUAUUGUAUGGCAGUUGGCAAGAGUUCGAUUUGGUGCAGAAUCAGAAAGUUCUAUUUGAUGAGUGUAUACCUAAAAUCGAUAUUGUUCAUUCUUCCCUACACUUUGUUGAUUCCCAAUCAGGAAAUGGCGCGGCAAUCUGUUCUAGAGGUAAAAUAGAGCUUCUACGCUAUCAUCAUUGAAACUGUGCUUCCAGCAACUUCCCUGCCUAACCCCUUACGUAGUCAAGGAACGAAUCUUUGUGUUCACCCUUGAUUUGAGCAGACUCCUUUACAUUACCGUCACAUUAAUUUUUCUAACAACCGGCGAAGUCGUCGCCUUCGUGUUUCUGACCAUCCGGAACUUGGCAGAAAAAGUGCGGCAACGGUCUACCUCCAAGAAAACGCUCGCUCUCCAUAAAACGUUCCUAAUCGGGUUGCUGAUCCAAACUUCCAUUCAAAUAUCCGUUUUUAUGUUCCCUUGCGCCUAUUUUUCCGUUUCAGUCUUCAAAAAGUACUACAAUCAAUGUGAGUUUACAAUUUUCGCCUCUAGCCGAGCAAUCCGGUUCCAAAGGCACGUGUUUCACCUCUAUUCUCAUGGUUUUUUCCGUAUUCACAUCCGCCAACUGGCAAAAAACGGUUUGUCAGUGUAUGCACACGCCAUUCCCUCCAUUUCGCUAACGUUUUCAACGACAACACGAAGUAAAUGUAAAGUUAUCUUUGUAAAGUUAUGACAACGCUUUGCAGAUGGAUAGUACUCGUAUUAUAGGGUCUCACAAUUGCGUUUGACCCGUAGACGUACACACAAACAAACAAAAAAUCGAUACACUCUUAUUCGCACGGCCCGCGACCGACUCAUCGAUCCGAAGAAUGGUAAGAGGAUGUUUUUAUUUUGGGACUGCACAUCCCACACCUUUAAAAUCAUUUUAAAAUUAUGUAAUAUUACGUUGAAACGUGUUGCACUCCUUUAAUGCUAUUUUGCAGGUGUUUUCCGGACAAUCGACGACGUCUGAGUGUGUACUUGUGCUGUGCGUCACAAAUGGAACAAAAUUUGAUAGUCGGAGUACCACGGACACACGACCACUUUCUACAGUAAUCCGAACUGUUGGGGGAGUCAAUCACUUUAUCGGUUUCGAAGUGGAUUUGAGGAGGAUGUUCGAGCGGAAACCGAAAAGUUACCGCAACACUAAUGUCCGCUCCACUCAAGUUUCUCAAAUAUAUAUCGAUAUUUUGUCAAAUUACAGGUUCAACACGCUCGCUUCAAAAAAUGUUGUCAAAUAACUGAUGACCACAGCAUUUAAGGCCCGCCGACCACUUUCAAGAUCGACGCGGUUCCAUUGUAAGCAAAAAUCGUUUUGAAUAGUUGAAUCCAAAGAAUUUCCAGCAAGCUUCCAGGUCCGAAAAUGAUGGCUGACAACACAAUUCUGACGUUUCCCCGACUGUAA
Messenger RNA from Caenorhabditis sp. 36 PRJEB53466, 1848 nucleotides. Lineage: Eukaryota; Metazoa; Nematoda; Chromadorea; Rhabditida; Rhabditidae. The record is from the annotation of a GenBank genome assembly.